Malurus melanocephalus (red-backed fairy wren) is the source of this 661-nucleotide messenger RNA. RefSeq names its product zinc finger protein 3-like. The transcript has a single exon. The record is from RefSeq and is a predicted model, not a curated record. Gene Ontology annotation, biological process: regulation of transcription by RNA polymerase II. Gene Ontology annotation, cellular component: transcription regulator complex; PcG protein complex. Gene Ontology annotation, molecular function: DNA-binding transcription factor activity, RNA polymerase II-specific; RNA polymerase II cis-regulatory region sequence-specific DNA binding. NCBI's taxonomy places the organism in Eukaryota, Metazoa, Chordata, Aves, Passeriformes, Maluridae. The annotation marks the transcript as partial.
GGGGAGAAGCCCUACAAGUGCUUGGAGUGUGGGAAGAGCUUCAGCACAAGCACCCGCCUGCUCCGUCACCGGCUGAUCCACACUGGGGAAGGACCCUAUGAGUGUGGGGAAUGUGGGAAGGGCUUCAGCUGCAGCUCUGACCUGAUCCGCCACCAGCGCAUCCACACUGGGGAGAGACCCUACGAGUGUGGGGAAUGUGGGAAGAGCUUCAGUCAGAGCUCCAACCUCGUUUCCCACCAGCGGAUCCACACUGGGGAGAGGCCCUAUGAGUGUGAGGAAUGUGGGAAGACCUUCAGUAAGUGCUCCAACCUCAUCAUCCACCAGCGCAUCCACACUGGGGAGAAGCCCUAUGAGUGUGGGGAAUGUGGGAAGAGCUUCAGUCAGAGCUCCAACCUCAUCUCCCACCAGCGGUACCACACUGGGGAGAGGCCCUAUGAGUGUUCUGAGUGUGGGAAGAGGUUUCAGACCAGCUCCAGUGUUCUCCUCCAUCAGCGCAUUCACACGGAGGAGAGGCCCUUCCGCUGCCCCGACUGUGGGAAGGGAUUCAAAUACAAUUGCAGCCUUGUCAGGCACCAGCACAUCCACACCGGGGAGAGGCCUAUGAGUGUCCUCAGUGUGGGAAGAGCUUCUCCAGGAGCUCUAACUUGACCCAACACCGAAC